Molecule: messenger RNA, 789 nt
Organism: Malaclemys terrapin pileata
Lineage: Eukaryota; Metazoa; Chordata; Testudines; Emydidae
Product: heat shock protein 30C-like
Exons: 1
Coding region: 74-673 (199 amino acids)
Biological process (GO): protein refolding; response to heat
Molecular function (GO): protein folding chaperone
Source: RefSeq, a predicted model, not a curated record
CACCCACCAGACCGGCCCCCAGCCCUGCCGGAGAGGACUCAGCCCCGAGCCAGCAGCAGCCCAAGCAGCAGCGAUGUUGUGGCACCUGCACCUCUUGCGGCCCCCCCACGACCCCCCGGCUGCCCGGCUGGGCCCCGUGCGCACUCUGUGGCCGGCCCCGGGGGCCCUCUUUGCUGAGCUGCUGCAGGAGCUGGAGCAGGCCAGGGACUUUGCCAGCAGCAUGGGGCGGCUCCUGGCUGGCGGAGGGAGCGGCAGCCCCGGCGGGGAGCCAGGCCAGAGCUCCAGCGUGGCCCUGGCCCAGGGGCCGGCCGAGCCCUUCGCCGUGCGGCAGGACGUCCGGGGCUUUGCGCCCGAGCAGCUGGCGGUGACGCUGGUGGGCAGGAAGGUGCUGCUGACGGGCAGGAAGGAGACGCAGAGCGAGGACGGCAAAGGCUCCUUCUCCUACAAGUACGAGGUGUUCAGGAGGGAGUGGGACGUGCCCGAGGCCGUGGACACCGACCGCCUGACCUGCUCCAUCUCCAGGGAGGGGCAGCUGUGCAUCGAAGCCCCGUGCCUGGCCCCCCCAGCCCUCCCCGCGAGGGACGUGCCCAUCCAGCUCGGCCCUGCGGGCGGCUCGGCAGCACCGGCUGAGCCGGGCUCAGAGGCCGGGGCCGACGGCAGAGCCCGGGGGUAACCGCCUGAGCUGCUGGCAGCGGCCCCGGGGGAGCUGGGCGGAGAAGGGGGAGCAGAAUCCAGGGGCCAGGGCUGAGACUUGACUUUUUUUUCGCUUUGGCGGCGCUCCGGACCUGC